UUAGUACAGGAUUAGAUGGCCUCAGAGCAGCUCCGGGCCACCCUCCUCCUCCCUCCACAUCACCAUAUCCAGCACCAUGACUCCGACCUGAACACAAUGGGGAGAAAGCAGGCACGCGGAGUGCCUCCAAUGCCAAGCCAAGAAACUGGAGAUGAGAUGCCCAUUGCCAAACCCAAGAAGAGAAAGGUUAAGAAGGAGAUCAGUGACGUGGACGAUCCAGAUGCAGGAACAGAGCCUGCUCUUGAAAUGGAAGGCCUGGUCAGUCAUGUGGAGUCAGAAAACAGGGACACUGUGAGCCCCGAGCCUCAGGACAUCCCACCUCAGAGGAAGAAGAAGAAAAAGAAGACGCAUACUUUUGACAUGGAAGGUGAGCAGCAAGACCUCGCGAAUGGGGACGCACGAGAGGCACAAACAGACGGAGAGGGAGUCCCUAGGAAAAGCAAAAGGAAGCGAAAGGCUAAGAUAACAGAGAACCAGUACACCAGUGAGCUGGGUGUGGAAGAGGACGACAUCGUCACAGAUGCACACACUCCUAUCUCUCAUCGCUCUCUGUUCUCUGCCCCGCUGGGCCACAGCCAGCCUCUCAGCAAAGUGUUUGUGGAGAGAAGCCGACGGUUUCAGGCGAGAGAUCGUCUGGAUCUGACCCGUGAGCAGCUGGAAGAGUUCAUGGAGGUGAGACCCCUUUGGAACACGCGGGAUGUGGCCAUGAGAGUUCACAGUGGCUUCAGGAUCAUUGGGCUCUUCUCUCAUGGUUUUCUGGCAGGCUACGCUGUAUGGAAUAUUAUUGUUGUUUAUGUUCUGGCUGGAGAGCAGCUGACCACACUGCCCAACCUGCUACAGCAGUACCACAGCUUAGCUUACCCUGCCCAGUCUCUACUCUACCUCCUGCUGGCUAUUAGCACUGUGUCUGCCUUUGACAGGGUGAAUCUAGCCAAGGCUUCCAUGGCUCUGCGAGGGUUUCUCACACUCGACCCAGCAGCACUCGCUUCAUUCUUGUACUUUGCAGCUCUUAUUUUAUCUCUCAGUCAGCAGAUGACCAGUGACCGCAUAAACUUGUACCCCACUGCCAACGAGACACUAUGGCCUCCAGGCUCAGAACAUCAGAUCCUGCAGCCCUGGAUUGUGGUGAAUCUGGUUGUAGCUUUACUGGUUGGACUGGCCUGGAUCUUUGUCUCCACAAGACCAGAUAUGGACUACACAGAGGAGUUCUUAAUGGGAAUGGAGGUGGACGAGUAUCCACAACAUGAAGACAAAACUGAAAUUGCUGCCUAAACCUCUAUUGUCACUGCACCCACAGCCCAUCACACACAAGCAGAAUAAGCAUUACAUCAGUGUAAACGUUACAUCCUGCACUUACGUACACAGUGGUGAUCACAUAUUGCUUUCUAAUGACCCCCUGUGAGUGAUCAUGGUAUUACAACAGAGUAAAAUCAAAGAUUGUCUUCUGUCUAAAGUCUGAAUACACUGAAUGAGUUUCAGUGCAGCUGUACAUCAAUGUUUUUUCUUACUAGGAUUUUUCUUAUUUUAAAAUGUCUUGUCAUAAUUUUAGUGUUUGAGCUUCUAAUAUUUGCUUCAGAAUGUUGCACAGCUGCACCAUAUCUGUGUUGGUAAUAAAACAAUAAAAAAUC
Messenger RNA from Pygocentrus nattereri (red-bellied piranha), 1628 nucleotides. It is a transcript of the gene tmem237a, whose product is annotated as transmembrane protein 237a. The transcript is spliced from 13 exons. Gene Ontology annotation, biological process: cilium assembly. Lineage: Eukaryota; Metazoa; Chordata; Actinopteri; Characiformes; Serrasalmidae. The coding region runs from base 16 to 1272 and encodes 418 amino acids. The record is from RefSeq and is a predicted model, not a curated record. Gene Ontology annotation, cellular component: ciliary transition zone.